Molecule: messenger RNA, 228 nt
Organism: Protopolystoma xenopodis
Lineage: Eukaryota; Metazoa; Platyhelminthes; Monogenea; Polystomatidea; Polystomatidae
Source: the annotation of a GenBank genome assembly
AUGGGAACUAAACUUGCGCUGUUGAGGCGGCCCAGAGAAUGUCGCGAUAUGGGCGAGCCUGCAUACAGCCACCUCUUUUCGUGUGGCCAACACGACCGGAGGCAGGACUUCACUUCGUCAGUCGGUUCCACGGUGAACUUGUGGGGCCGUUUGGGAGCUAAGUCAAACGGGCCGGUAGGAAUAGAAGCCUCUGGAAUCAGGUCUGGAAUUCACGCAUACACUCACUGA